GAAGUCACACCAGGCUCGACCGUGGAGCCGAAGGGUUGUCUUUAAAAAACGUAUUGAGCUUUUGCGUUCGCGAGCUUUCGUUGAGAUUGUAAUUCCUGCCUAAGUGAAAUAUAAACAACAGUGAAGUUAUAAACUUGAUUAAUGCUAGGACUAUCAAAGUGUUGUGUUUACUAACAAGAGCUGAGCUUAAGGGGAAGAUAUGCUAAGUUGUGCCUCCCCCGCCGGCAUGCCGCCCGCGCCGCACGCUCAGUCUUGGGGCUCGUUCAACCAACAACCCCUUAUUAAAUCGGAACCAAUGGAGGAUGGAAGUUUCUCGAAAGAACAGACAAGUGGAUUCUAUUCGGAAGGCUUCCACAGCGCAUCGCCAUCUUCAUCGAGCAAAGACUCCAAUGGUCAUUCGCCCCGAAGCGUCGGCAGCGCGGGGGAACCGCUACCGUUCUAUGAAAACAUGCCUUUGAAGGCCAAAACUAAUCUUGGUAUGCAUUUAGAAACUUAUCGCAAUGGCCUGCCAUACAGUCUUCUUACUCCUCCUGGCUUCGAGCAUGGUAGAAACAUUGAGGACCGCGAACCGUCCCCAUACGAAUCGUACUCGCCGCGGUCACUUGCACCGCCCGCUCACGUCUCUACCCCAUUGGCACGCGCUGACGCAACUCCACCCAAAUCUCCCCCCAGAACCCCAACGUCUCCCGAUAGAGAACACGAUCGGCGAUCUUUCGAUCGAUUCCAUGACUCCGGCUUCGAUGGAGUCGGCCAGAACAAACCCGACGCCGAUGACGGUCAAGAAGGUUCUGGGCUCGAAGAUUUUGAUGAAGAACCUGGUCUACGCGUUCCAGCAGUUAAUUCUCAUGGAAAAGUAAAAACUUUUAAAUGUAAACAGUGUGAAUUCGUCGCUGUAACUAAACUUAGCUUCUGGGAGCACAGCAAAGAACACAUUAAACCCGAAAAGAUGCUAACAUGUCGGAAGUGUCCCUUCGUUACGGAAUACAAACACCAUCUUGAAUACCACAUGCGAAAUCAUCUCGGAUCUAAGCCUUUCCAAUGCACUCAAUGCUCUUAUUCUUGCGUAAACAAAUCGAUGCUCAACUCGCAUCUCAAAUCCCAUUCGAAUAUUUAUCAAUACAGAUGCGCUGACUGUAAUUAUGCUACAAAAUACUGUCAUUCACUUAAACUUCACCUACGCAAAUAUAAACACAAUCCUGCAAUGGUGUUGAACAUGGAUGGAACGCCGAAUCCUUUACCAAUAAUAGAUGUGUACGGCACUCGACGGGGACCGAAACAGAAGCCCAUUAUGAAGAUGUUUGACCAACACCACAUAUCCAAUAACAGUAAACCCCAACCUCCUCCGCCACCCCAUCCUCUGUUCGGAAAUCAUUUCCCUGUCAACCUACCGUACUUACCUCCACUCCUGCCCCAUUCGUUCUUGUUCCCGCCAAACAAUAACUACGAACAGCAAAGAACUUCUCCAAAAGUACCUGAACAACCAGUCGAGCAGCAACCUUCACCCCAAUCUAUUUUACACCAGCGUUUGUCAUAUGGAGAGGUCCCUGCCGAAGUUUCCUCCCCUCCACCGACAAAAUCACCUGCAAGUUUACCGCGGACACCAACGGCUCCACGCUGUGUUUCACCACCUCCUGCUAACGAUGCACUCGAUUUGACAAACACGAAGAUGAGUGAGGCUGGCUCACCGCCGCCUACAGAGCGUUCUGCUAACGCAGUGACACCCACCACAGCGAUGAAAAACAGAAGAAAAGGAAGGGCCUUCAAACUACAACCUGCGGCUUUGAGGUUGCAACAUGAAGACAACAAAAUGGAAGCAGAUGCGUCUGACUCGGAAUCCGAUGCGUCAGCCGAAGCUCCUACAUCUACAGCCUCUAACUCGUACUCUUGCCAAUACUGCGACAUUACGUUUGGCGAUCUCACUAUGCACACCAUACACAUGGGAUUCCAUGGAUACAACGAUCCAUUUAUGUGUAACAAGUGUGGCGAGAGAAGUUCUGAUCGUAUAGCGUUCUUUAUUCACCUCGGUCGUGCUCAACAUGCUUGAACUCCAAAAAAAAGCUAUGAUUAAAAUUGUAAACGAGUUAAACUAGUCCACACUGUACUGGCAUUUGAACCUACUAGCAUAUAACUGUCGACAAGCAUAAGUGAUUAGCUGAUGCCUGCGACUUCGUCUACCUGGGUUUAGGUUUUCAAAAAUCCCGUAGGAACUCUUUGAUUUUUCGGGACAACUAACGUCACUCUCCAGGUCACUAACUCCACGGAAGAUAUCACGUCAGUCCGUUGCUAAGUUGCGGCUUGAUUGAAGGACAAA
Molecule: messenger RNA, 2311 nt
Organism: Maniola jurtina (meadow brown)
Lineage: Eukaryota; Metazoa; Arthropoda; Insecta; Lepidoptera; Nymphalidae
Product: protein hunchback-like
Exons: 3
Coding region: 200-2044 (614 amino acids)
Biological process (GO): regulation of transcription by RNA polymerase II
Cellular component (GO): nucleus
Molecular function (GO): RNA polymerase II transcription regulatory region sequence-specific DNA binding; DNA-binding transcription factor activity, RNA polymerase II-specific
Source: RefSeq, a predicted model, not a curated record